This is a messenger RNA of Oppiella nova, 312 nucleotides long. NCBI's taxonomy places the organism in Eukaryota, Metazoa, Arthropoda, Arachnida, Sarcoptiformes, Oppiidae. The record is from the annotation of a GenBank genome assembly.
AUGCAACUUUUCAUAUACAUUUCCCUACUGUUCACCAUAUGCUACGGAGCGGAAUUCCAUGUCAAAAACAAUUGUCCCUUUACAGUAUGGGCUAGGACCCUGGGGAAUCAGGGCCACUAUAACCCCGAAGGUGGUCAUUUCCUACUAACUACCGGUGCCUCCCAUAACUUCAACAUUAACCAGGGCUGGGCCGGGCGUAUAUGGGCCGACACCCUAUGCCAACCGGACGGUUCGCAAUGCAAAACGGGUGGUUGGGGUACGGCUACCACACUGGGCGAGUGGAACCUUGCUGCAAAAACCGGUGACAUGGAC